AUUUUCGAAAGUACACCCGAUCGGAGAGCACACGCCGCAGAGCGAACAGCGCCACGACCAGCCACGACCACCACCACCACCAGCGGAAAGUGCGGAGUGCGCGUUGUCCAUUUUCCCACAUCCCGUCGUCGAAUACGUUGUUUAUUUUAUUGUUUUGUUUGUUCGAUUGUUCGGUGUUCGGUGUUUUCCCCGUUGUUGGUUGUCGCCGGUUGAAUUUUCCGAGUGCGGUUUAUUUCCGAGCGCGCGCCCGUUCGAACCCCCCGUUUAAAACAACGACCGCGCUUAAGCAGCUACUAAGCAGCGACAACGCUGCGCGACAGAGUGUGCGGAUUGUUCUAUCGUUCAUCCGAUUUCGGAACCGUGAGCAUCAACUUCGAGAUUUUGCAACUUUCGAUCAAACAGUAACGAUUCAUACGUGUGCGUUAAUCUUGAUCAUAUUUUUUUCUCUCUCAAAUCGUGCCGCGUGGUUCCUUUUCGUGCGUAGUAUUUGUUGCUUAUUUCCUUCUGCGAGAGCGUAUGUGUACGAGUGUGCUGCCGGCGGGGUUGUUUGUGUGAUUCGUGGUGUCGAAAAUAUUUCCGGCGAACACCGACUAUCGUCCCGACACGUUUGACCAAACGGUUGUGGUUUGUCUUUAGUGUGGUUUUGUUUGUCCGAAAGCCUAAAAGGUUUAGGAAAAGUUUAGCUACUCCGGCAGAAAAAAAAACCCAUACACGACCUCUAAAACAGUACCGAACAAAUAGGGCACCGGUACCAGUGACAAACACACACGUGCGUGACCGUCCCACGUAAGCCACCACGAGUUGAGGCAAGAUUUCGGCCCAAGAGAAAGCUCUCCACGUUGUUAUUACCAACACCCAUUUACCGCUUGCUACCAUUAUUAUUAUUAUUAUUAUUAGUAUCACCAUUGUUGUUAUUAAUGUUUUAAGUUACUUAAAACGUGCGUGGCAAGCGAUAGAGAAAGAGAUAGAGCGUGAGCGAAGGCGAGUACGAGAGUGUAUCAAAAUCCAACGCGUGAGUGGUGGUAUGCGUGUAGUAGUAGUAGUAAUCUCUAAUGUGCUAUAUUAGCAGCAGGUAACACGCAUGAGAGUUAGCGAGAGCGCCAGUGCUAGUUCUGGAGGAUAAUUGUGGCAAGCAAAUUACACUGAUCGUGUAUGCGAAGGAUUAAACUACGGAUUCGUUUCGACUCGUCAAAAUUACCCAUUUCGGCCCCCCAGUGCGUGCGUGUGUGUGUGUGUGCGUGCACGUGUAUCUAUUUCCCGGUCUCGAACCCCGUAGUCCCGAGUCGUUACGAUAUUUCUGUGUCUGCAAGUCCUCGCGAUCUCCAAAAAGGCCAGGCCAGUGUUUGGUGAAUCACGCACGUGUCUCUUCGGAAGAAUUCAUUUUGGAAACGAGCCACUGAUAAAGUAGACUACCGAGCGGGCUGCUUCAGUGUUGGUGUACUGUGUGUGUGUGUGCGUUUAUUUGUUCGUUUGUGCGCGCGUUUAUAUGUGUGCUGUAGUUGUACCGGUGUGCCUCCCGUGGUUCCGUGCAUUCCGUGUGUCGUACUGGUGGACCAGUUUCUAAGCCCCUUGUCCGAGCGAAGGAUUAAGUCUCGAUCUCGAGAUCCAGAAGCGCCUUGGAAUUGUUCAGCAUCACUGACAACAGCGACCCCUGCAGAGCAACAGCAGCGAGCUACACAUUUAGUAGACAAAUCGAGAUCAGAUAGUAAAAGAUGGCGUCAAAUUUGGAGCAGUUUUCGGAGCUGGAGCUGUCGAAGGAGGAUCGUGAGCAAAUCUUCGACCCGCCGUUGGAUGCGCCCAAAACACAGAAUGGUGCCAGUACAACGGCCAAAAUCGUCAUCAGUGGUAUACCGCAGCACGCCAAGUUCGACGAUAUCGAACCGUUGCUGAAGCCGUACGGUAAGGUAGAGCACUGCGAGGCAGGCACCAGCAAAGAUCCCAACACGCAGACCGUCCAUAUUACCUUCGAGAACCACGACCAGGCACAAAGGGCGGUAGCUGGACUGAACGGUGUGGACUUUGACGGUUCGAAGCUGCUGGUGGAGCUGUCCGAUUCGAACAAACAGGCGCGUCGGGCGCAGCGCAACCGAUCGCAGUACGGCGCAGGGAUGCCGGGCGGUGGUGGCCCCGGUCGUCAGACCGACUUCCCGCUGCGCGUGCUGGUGCAGAGCGAGAUGGUCGGUGCGAUCAUCGGCCGGCAGGGUAGCACGAUCCGGCACAUUACUCAGCAGAGCCGGGCGCGCGUUGACGUGCACCGGAAGGAUAAUGUCGGGUCGGUCGAGAAGGCGAUCACGAUCUACGGCAACCCGGAGAACUGCACAAUGGCGUGCAAGAAGAUCCUGGAGGUGAUGCAGCAGGAAGCGAACAGCACGAACAAGGGCGAGAUAUGUCUGAAGAUCCUGGCGCACAACAACCUCAUCGGGCGCAUCAUCGGCAAGAGCGGGAACACGAUCAAGCGGAUAAUGCAGGACACGGACACGAAGAUCACGGUCAGCUCGAUCAACGACAUUAGCAGCUUCAACCUGGAGCGCAUCAUCACGGUGAAGGGAUCGAUCGAGAACAUGUCCAAGGGUGAGAGCCAGAUCAGUGCCAAGCUGCGCCAGAGUUACGAGAACGAUCUGCAGGCGCUCGCACCGCAGACCAUCAUGUUCCCGGGCCUGCACCCGAUGGCGAUGAUGUCGACUGCCGGCAACGGUAUGGGCUUCACCGGCCGUACCGCUGGUGCGACGGCCAGUGCCAGUGGCAGUGGUGCCACCGGCAUGUAUCCGGGCUCGAACUUCCCGAUGUACCAGCCGCCGGCCGGUGGCCCAGCUGGGGUACCUCCCGGCUCAAGCGAAGUACAGGAGACGACUUACCUUUACAUCCCGAACAAUGCGGUCGGUGCGAUCAUCGGCACCAAGGGGCUGCACAUCCGGAACAUUAUCCGGUUUUCGGGCGCGUCCGUGAAGAUUGCGCCGCUCGAGGCGGACAAGCCACAGGAGCAGCAGACCGAGCGUAAAGUUACCAUUAUCGGCACCCCGGAGGCCCAGUGGAAGGCGCAAUACCUGAUCUUCGAGAAGAUGCGCGAGGAGGGCUUCGUGUCCGGUACGGACGAUGUCAGACUGACGGUCGAGAUCUUCGUUCCGAGUGCACAGGUGGGAAGAAUCAUUGGCAAAGGUGGCCAGAACGUGCGGGAACUGCAGCGCGUCACUGGUAGCAUAAUUAAGCUGCCCGAACACACGGCCAGUGCGCCUGUGGACGAGGAAACAACGGUCCACAUCAUUGGUCCCUUCUUCAGUGUACAGUCGGCACAGCGGCGUAUUCGUACGAUGAUGCUGGCCACGAACCCACCGCCGGUCACCAAGCGACAGACGUCGCAGAAGGCGAAGGACCAGACGACGGGAGGAGCAACGACGCCCGCUGCCGGUGCAACUGCAGCCACUACCACUACAGCCGCCGUCACGACGACACCUCCCCAGCAACAGUCGUCCAGUACAAAUGCGUAAUCAAAAUGUGGUCGUCCUGAGCCGCCAGAAGAUGAAGGUCGAGAGUGAGCAGAGAAGCGUGGUAACGGUACCGACGGCAAGAGUAGCAAUAGUAACACCACCACAACUACUACCAUCAUCAUUAUCAUCAUCCUUAUCAUCAGCCUCAUAUUUUGUACGAUUAUCCUCUACGGUCGGAAGGUGUGUAGAACGGGAAAAGAAGAUAUAAUUUGAUGCGCGGAGUGACACAGCCGGUGUUUAGUGUCCCCUACGCCAAGAGAAGAAGAGAGAAAGGGAAAGUACCGAUGAGAGGAUGGGUCGCGCGGACCCCAAAGAGGAAGGGAUGAGCAACCACACACCGUUAAGCCAAAUACAUCACCAAUAGUAGAACUUGCAAUAGCCCCAAAUAUCCCACCAGCAGACAGAGCAGACGGGAAACCCCAUAGUUCAUGUGGCGAGGCAGGAAGCGCGCUUAGGCAGUCUAAGAUUGGUCUCGGAAGUACAAAAGCUUCCUGGCUGUAUAGAUUUUUCCUACGACCAGCGCUUUGCUGCACGUCACACCCUUGUUUUUUUCCAUAUAUUAGCUUGUAAAUGUUGUUAUAUUUACCUCUAUUACUAUUUUGCCCCAGUUCCUUUGUUCGCAUACGCAGCAUCCCCCUUAUGCAAUAGUUAAAGCGAGGUUUAUGCGAUCCUUCCCAAGGGAGGAUCUUACCGUUAGCCUCUUUAAGCUGGAGGAGGAGUUCUCUUUACCCCCUCCGAUCGAUCAACUACUACUACUACUACUACAGCAAACCAUAAUCAAAAUAGCCAACCAAUCUAAGUCUUAGAUUCCGCCCAGUAGCAACAACGCGUCAGAAUAUCAAUCCAACCAUUUCCUCAACAGGUACCGGAAGCGAGGGAGAGAGAGAGAUAAGGAGAAAGAAGAAAAUAGAAGUACGUUACACAUUACAAAAUCGUUUGUGGUUGGGGAGUGAGACGAUAGUAAAAUCCCGCAAAACAUCCCGUCAUGAUAAAAUUCGUGACCAUAUACAUCAUCAUAUGGGAGAGACCGCGGACGAUCGGUGGGUCGUUCCCGAUCGUACGCUGGAGAAGAGAAGAAGAUGAAAAAACAAAUAGGAAACGAGUUCAACAUUCAAGCAAAGCACUUUCAAUGGUAUGUACUAAUUCAUAUGAAGAAAUAGAUUGUAAGAAGCAUAGCCAGUACGAAAAUCGUCUUGCGCGCGUACAGACGCAGCAAUGCAGAAACAUGCGGAAGCGGAAGGAGCGUUUCAUCCUAAAAAAACGUACGGGCAAACCGGGCAAGAAGAAAGUGCUCUAUUUGCUCGGCUUGCCGUACUAAAUUCGAUUUAAUGAUACAACCCAUACUCUAGAAAUAGCAAACAAACGGCAAAUGGUGUCAUCCUCUACCAACCUACCAAGCUGGCGUGUUUGUUGUUUUGCGCGUACAUAAUCCAGCAGCGUGUUUUGAAAAGAGCAAAGUGGUGUGUUGCCCCCCAAAAGCAAAGCAUGCAAAACGCAACGUUUAAAACAUUCCUACGAAUUUUUCAACGAAUGCAAAAACUACUGGCCAAAACAAAGAGAGAGAGAUUGCGUCAAGGUACUAGAUCGGUUGAGCGCGUUGAUUGAAUGGAGUUCCUGAAGCCGUACGUCCAGGGACGGCAGCUAAAGGAGCAGAAACUGUUAGCUGCCGUUUUUCCAAACAUAAAUCCACGCAAAAUAGUACGCCAGUACGUAACGGGCUAGAGCCGGAAGCAACACAAAACGUAAAGCCAAUGCCGUGUAAGGUACUUCGAUUAAGCUUGUUGAAAAACGUGCGUUUUUUUGCUAAUUUAUUCAGUUGAUGAUAGGAACUUGCGUUAUAUCUAGUGUGUGAGUGUGCGCCACACGCUAUCCUGUAAAAACGCGCAAGAGAAAAGGGGUUUGCGCAUAGAGUGCGCGAGUGUUGUGGAUUUGUAUAAGUUGAUAAGUGUCGGACGCAGGGGGAUAUGUUUUUGGUCUUUUGUCUUAAACGAUCGCGCAAUGAGAGAUUUAAAACUUUAGUAUGUAAAUGGUUUUUUUUUUUGUUCAAUCUUAGAAGAGUUCGUUUUUAAGGCAAACGAAACUUGCGCGAAAGGAUAUAUGUGUGUGUAUGUGUGCGAUGAAUGUAAGAGUUUGUGUGAAAGAGGAUUGGCGGCCUGACACCUGAGAUGUUAGACCGGCCGUAUGCGAGGAGUGACUGCUUUAGACAACUAGUUGCAGUGCGCUUACGCGUGUGUGUGUGUGUGUGUAUAGGGAUGCAAACUAGCUAGAGGAUGUAGUAGCGAGCGAGGUACAAAAGGCGACAAAACAGAGUAUUAACCUGGGAGGCGAGAAAGAUUUGUGCGCGCAAAGGCAGAAUUUUUCGUUCGUACUGGGGGAUACAUGAUGAUCCACCCCGUGGUUGUUGUUUUUACAAAGUUCCUGCUGUGGGCGGACUUGUUUUUACGCAUAGAAAAACAGCCGCGAUUAGCCAUGCCACUGCCGCCAUGCCAAUCCUCCGGUAAGGAGGGGGAUCUGGAUGGAUGAUCUGCUCGACUCAACUGCGUUGGUUGCAUUUUUGGCAUCGCAGUGUUUACUUGAUUACUGCAUUCGCUUCGCCCACUGCUUCAGCGGAGGGAAGGACAAACCGUGCGGGACGGACGGACACCGUUGCCGCAGCUGCAUCGAAUAUGCUAAGCGCCGCUGCCCUUCCCCUUUUCGAGCCGGGACGGGUUGACCAAAGACUAUCGGAUAAAAAACGAUGAUGAUGUGAGUGUUGUUUUGCUGAAUACCAAUGAGACAGAUGGGCAACGGGUGGUUCCGUUUUUGGGGAUGGCAGACCGGACGAACAACGCUGCCCUGUCGGAACAACUUCAACCAGCCAGGAGUGUAACUCCCUCCCGGAAGCAAGUUGUCACAGCGAUGUCUACCCCCAAUACCCUAACCCUCAAUUUCUAACUAUCUAUGGUGAAGCAGGCAAGCUUGCAGCGAUCAAGUAGACACUGCAAGCAACCAAGACAGAUGCUGGCUCUUUUAAAGUUGCCAUCAGAGUGGAAAAGACGAGCUAUUAAAGAGAAAGAGAGAGAUAAAGAGGUGCGCCCUGGAGGAGACAAACCGCAAGAUAAAUCGUAGAAGAUAGCUAGGAUGAUGUUGCGAUGAGGCCUCCCUUUUUGAUUUUAGAAGCGCAUAAGAUGAACCAAGGUUCUGCGAGGCGUGUGGCGCGUGUGUGGCGCCUCUGGAGCGUCCCGACAGACACACGCCCUUGCCCGAGAACGAAUCUGCCCCUGUAGAGAGAAGCAACGGAUUGUAAACCGGGCAUGCCUUAUUAACUAUUUAUUACGAAAACACGUUAAGCGAUGAGGAUAAGUGCUUGUAUGUGUGCGUGAGUGAGCAAAUGUGUGCUUGGGAUGUAAGUGUAUAUGUGUGUGUGUGUAUAGAGGAACGUCGGAAAACAGGGGAGGAAAAACGCGACGAUACGAAGCUGCGCGCGGCCACAUUGAAACCAGCCAAAUCCAUCCAUUCUCUUGGCGCGUCACGUUGCGUGCCGACCACUGCCGCAAACUUCUCUUGGUUUCCAAACUCCUUUCAUAUCAGAACCAUGAGCAGGAAGCGAGAAACCCGGGAACAGAGAGAGAGAGAGAGAGAAAGAAGAAGAAAAAGGAGAAAAAACUACAAACCCAAUACCUCAGGCAGAAAGUGCAUUACACUUGGGGUGGAACAUUCUUCCCCACCCUUGGGGGAGAAACCGUUUGCGCACGUGCUGAUAUCCCUUGCGCGCGAUACAAGGAAAAGCAACGAAUUUGACCUCUCUUACCUCACGCGAGAAGAAGGCGCCGCCUUCGCCGCGUUACAAAAUAUAGGCCACCGAGCAUUUAUUGCCGAGCGCGCCCGACGCCCGCCUGUUACUGGCGAUCGUGUGUGGUGUAGUUUAAAUUUGCUACCGGAACCUGCACCCCGGGGUUCGCCCCGGGGAUUGUGGGCGAAAUUCAAUUUGCAACUUGUACCCGAUUUUUUUUUAAAUUCUCCCCACCACCCGCCCCCUUAUUAAAUGUAGAAUGUUAUCGUAAUGUGCUAAAAGUUAAAGAAUGUUCUUUCUAUUUUUUCGUAACACGUGUUUUGCGGGAAGAGGUUAUGAUGCCUCCCGCAAGCAGCCACGCACGUGUUGGUUCUGUUUGACUAUUGUACACUACUAUUGUAAGCGCUAGUAGCCAGGAGAGAGAGGGUGCCGCCCGUCAUCCUCGUCGUUUUGCUUAACUUAUUGUUGAACGCGGAGUUGUAAUAGUGUGCGCAUUAUAGGCGUAAACUUGUUGACAUUGUUGUGCCCCUUACUGAACAUCCCUUAGUAGCCUUAUUUUAUGCCUGUUGACUACUCCGUUUUUUACUUCUCACAAUCUUUGAAUUAAUGGCUGUUUAUUUCCUUGCCCGUACCUCAUCCUCCAUUCGCUCGUGCUGCCGUCGCUGCUGUGAAUGUUUGUUUGUUUGAGUAGGUGUCUACGGGGCAUUUGUUAACUCCCCGUGUAAGCGAAGUACCUCAAAUCACAGCGGCACGUAAGAGUGGGCGGGAGCUGGAUGGAUGUGGAAAGGUAAGCAGAAGAUAUAUAAUCAAAAUAGUUUUGUUUCCUUGAAGAACUUUUUUUGUAGCUCUGAAGAUGUUUUGUUUGUUUGUUUUUUUAACAUAAUAUGCAUAGUCUUUCUAAUUAUAUUUACACACCCAUACGUACAUAUUCAUCACCUUACUGAACCCUCCCAAGCACUACUACUACCGAAUCUUCCAACAAUAGUUUAAACCGUCGCUAACGGGCGAAACGCAAACAGGAGAAAAUCGAUAAAUCACGGGCUAACUAGGUUUAUAACUUCUUAUUUUUUUUGUAACAAAACCAUACAAAGUUUUCAAUUCAACUAAUACAUGGUGCAUCGCCGGGAAGUUUAAAGAAUAACGCAUUAUGCUUAUAAUUUGUAACAUAUCUUGUAAUUCGGGAAAAUAUCGUUUUAGAGCAUUCAUUUCUUUUUUGUAGUAUCUUUUAGUGAUAGAUGAAAUGAAAUCGGGUUAGACGUGGGCACUUGGCACAUAUGCUCGACAUUGGAGGUAAAUUAUCACGCACGCUUCAUGCGUGUACCACACAAGUUUUGGCUACUCGUUUUGGUGGAACACAACAUUUGAAUUUCGGAAUCUAUCGUGGCGGUAUUUAAACGGCCCACGGAAGAGACAAAAUUGAAACAUAUAUACACACAUACUCAUGGCGCGGUUGGCGCAGGUGGAAAAAUUCUAAAGGCAAACCCAAACUGUAAAAUCAAACCUCGAAUGAAGCUCACAAUUUCAGAGGGGCAGAGUUAGAAAAGUGUCGCUAAUGUAGGAAGUAAUCUUGUACACAUGAACAUCGCUUGCGUAUCAGCAAAAGCUGUCCUAAUAUAGUUCCGAUAAAUGUGAAGAAAUAGAUAUAGAAAAGGACAGUGCUACACACAAGGUGUUCGCUACCACUCAACACUUGGCACCCAGCAUUCAUACAUCGGAGCGGCAAAAACCAUAUUCCAAAUCAACUGAAAAUCUUGCACUACAAACACAAAUACGCGAUUCAAUUCAGGCAAAAUGGGAUGAAAACCAGCAGCAAAAUAUCCUCCUUACUUAUCUAAUCUAAAACUCGUGUGCUUGCAAUAGGGCUUUCGCAACAACAAAGGUAGCAGAAAGCGCAAGGAAGCCCAUAAAAGAACGCAUUUCCUACGGAGAAGAAACAACACGAAAACACGCAAGAACUAAGUACUAAACACAAAAAGAAGAGAGAAAAAAAAACACACAUAAAUUGAUACAAGUACUACUACCGUUGGACUGAGAGAGAGCAGGACACGCGCCGUGUGAGAACAAGAAAACCAAAAGAGUGAAACAAACAACUAAAAAAAAUCUGAAACGUGUGACGUUUGUGCGUUUUUUUGUCUACUAUUUAUAAUGGUGCGCGUGUACAACGGGCGCUCGAGUUCUUUGGUGCAUAGGUGAAUAGGUGGACAUUUUGUUGGACAACGGAACGAAGUAGGCGGCGCCAUGUUGCGCCAUGGGUGGUGAAAUCAGAAUUGUAUGUUGCGAAGCGCCAGCACAUCGUUGUACACGGGAGGACCCGAGAUCGUAGCAAGUAUAAAUAUUCGUAGAAGCAGCGAAAGAAGUUGGCAAGAGAUAAGAAGAAGGUACGCAAGAGGACAAACAGUAAACAAGAGAGACAAAGUGACUAAAAUCAAUUGUUAGAUUUUUUUAUUAUAUAUAUUAUAUUGAAAAUAUAUUAUAUAUACACAUAUUUGAGGAAGGAGAAAACAAGACAAAACAAAACGCAGGAGAAAAAAAAGAUGAAAUGAAGAUACGGAUCUUAUGGAGUAAACAAAAAAAAAGUAAGAUGGAGGCCAUCGUUUAGCUUGGACAAAGCAUUAAGUAUAUUAAGAAGUGGAGCAGGACAAAGUGCGACAUUCGUGUGAAAGAGUGAGAGUGAGAGAGAGACAGAUGACAUCGGUUCGCUUUACUAAGUAUUGAUUCAUUUCGGAGACGAAGGUACAAUCGAGAAGAAAACAAAACAAACAAAAUCGUACAGUGUGUGUUGUUCCCUUUUCGCCCAUCAGCAAGGGCGUGGUGUUUUGAACUUGUGCGUGUUGCGCGGAGAAGAAACGAGAGUAGAAAGAGUGAAGCAAAACAAGCAGAUGAUAUUUAGCUAACAACUUUAAUAUUUAUUGAAAAUACUAGAGGCUAUAAUAUCGUUGAAUAUUGGUAAAGAAGAGCGGAACGGAACCCAAGGCAACACAAAGGGUAUGGCGGACUUGAAGAAGAUGGCGUGAACUUGAACAGAGAACUGCGUUAGGAAGGAAAGUGUUUCGUUGCAAGUGCAAGUGUGCUCGCUGUGUGGAGAAGAAGCGUUGACAGAAUGUUGCUCGCUCAACCACUCACCGCUCAGGCGAGUUGUUUGGAAAUAGUGUAAAAGCUGGAAUCUUCAGCUGGAGACAGCAAACAACAAAGAGAAAACAUCGCUCCCAUUUGUUUGUUUGUUGUCCAACGGAACAGCUCUGCGGAACCAGUUGAUGAACGCGUGUGUUGGUGAUGUAAAAAUUAUUUUAUCUUUAAACUUAUCGAACACCGAGUGCCACUUAGUAGUUGGUAGUGAACGAAUUUCGCCCGCGAGAUGGCGCUGCGUUAUAUUAAUGCAUCACCACUCAAUGCGACUCAAAGCGACUCAAAGCGGUACAAAUCGCCGAACAACGUACUGGAGAGCAUGAGAGAGAUAGAGAGAUAGAGAGAGAGCGAAGAGAGCGAAAGAGAACACACUAAAUAAUCAAACUCUCUGCAAAAUGCUCCGCUCUGCAGUGAAGAGCAAAUGUACACGUGUAAGUUUAGAGUGUACUUGGGUUGUAACGAAAAGUGCGCAAAGUGUGUUGUUUUAGUAUUUUCAAGUGUUGUGAUAUGACGAGGCAUUUAGCUUUCGAAGGUGUGUUUUGUUUUUUUGUUGGGUUAAAUUUAAUGUUGUUCGGAAUUCAGUCUUGUUUUUGGUGAUGUUUGUUUUAGUUUUGCGGUACACGAUGAAAAGUCUUCCCAAUACGGGGGAAGUAAGAUAAAAAAACAUUCUUCUUGGCCAGUGUAAAAAACAACGUAACUUUUUUAGCACACUCACACACACUGUUAAUUAACUUUUCAAUCUUUACCAAGGACGCUGUUAAAAACAGUCCUCAAUUCUUUUUGUUUUCAAUGGUUCGGAUGUAAACCGAUUAAUUUAUCUGGAAGUCACAACCAUGAACACUUUUUUAACCAUGCCCAAAUCACACACACACACACAAAUGCCAACACAAUCGAUCAAAACAGACAAUUUCACCAACGCCUGUCUCGUACACACGCCUAUAGAGAACAUAUAUUUUUCAAAAACACACAGUUCUGGUGUGCCACAGAUUCAAUGCUCCCUGGAAUUUGGUACAAAAACAACCCGCAACAGUACAAAAAUGAUGUUUGUUUUUUUUUCGUGCGAAUUUAAUAAUUCCACGCCACUCGCCGUUACUGGCAAGACGACAAGAUGAUGGAAUCCGGUUGGAUUACCCUUUUUUUUUACAUUGCAACAAUCACUUGCAGAGAGGAUGAAGAAGGAUCCACUGCGCAAACCCGCUGCCCGGAAAAGUUCACCACGCACAGCAGACAGCAGAAACACGCAUGCGAAAUGUACAAACACUUGAGGAAACCGCUGUAAAGUGUUGUUAUUUUUCACUUUCCUUUAACGCUCCGCGUCAAAAGAAUCGAACUCAACUUCGACCCAGCUGAACAAUACUGCAACAAUGGAAGGCAAAGCAAAACUAAACACUGGAAGAAUACAAGUCCGAAUGAAUAGCGUCCACACUACACUCCGCUUGAUGGAAAAGCAACAUAGAAGCAAGAUUAUGGUCACUCCUGAACAAUGUGCAAGAAUAAUGGCAAAACUCUCCCAACACACACACACACAAACACACAAAGGUAAUAGAGCGAAUUGUGCGCCUAUAAGCCAGAGCAAGAACCGCGAACAUGAACGCACGCAAACCGAGAAGGAAACAAAACAAAAAUUGGAAGCAGAAAAAACUAUACAAAUGCUUUUAGAGAAUGCUAAUAGAGGAAAGUGACACCCUGAACAAACAUGGCCGAAAGAGAAAUUGGAUAAAUCUAAAGCCCUCGAAACAAGCUUGUAUCACUGCCAGAUAUAAAAGAGAAGACAAAACAACACAAAACAAGAUGAAAAAUGUAAUGCAAAACGAAACUACUAUCAUAAGCGAAUUCACAAAACAAAACAAAAUAAUAUAGAAGAUUUGGAGUAGACGAAAACAUAGACGAGCAAAAGAGAAACACUAAAUAACUAAAUAUGGAUAACCACACACCAGCCUGAGACAAGGUGAUCGGACAAAAAAAGAUGAUGAAAACAAAGCAUGAAACUAAAUCUUUAUUGGCAAUUAACGUAAGCUAUUAGUUGAGGUACACUCGCGUACACACACAACCAAUGAUGAUGAUGAUUAGUCUCACCCCGAAAAACUGGCAAGAAAACAUACGCGGUACCAUUACCCAUAACACGGUGUUAGUUGAUGUAUUAUGGAAACAGAAAGUGAAACGGAAAUUUUGGCUAAAUUUGUGUGAGUGUAUGUGUGUUACAGUACAUAAAAUUAACAGAAAAGCGAUCAAAAAGCAAACAAAAAAAGAAAAAGUUAAAAAUUAAACACAAACUAAUGAUUUAAUUUCGAAACCCCCUUUUCGAAUCGUUCUAUUGUAAUACUGCUGCUGAAUACAUUUGAAUUGACGUGAAAUCAUAUAGUGAAAGCAUAAAACAAGCACGCAAAAUGAAUAGAAGACAAACAAAAGAAACAAACAAUCAAUGCAUAAUCCCAAGGGCGCAGUCCUGCACAUUUGCUGCACAGACGAUUGGUAGUUUUUAAUGCUUUUUUUAUCAUUUAAUCUAUCAUUACCGUGUCGUCACCCUUUGGUGGGUAUUAAAAUUAAUGCAAUACAAAUAGAUCUUAACACUUUUAAGCUAACAAAACACCACAUCCACCCAAACCUUUCUCUCACAAACACCCUCCCUAAUUGGCGUAGAGUAUAUGGUAGCAAACGGAGCACAUACUUUGAACGAACUUUUUAAUAAAUGUCAUACCCAUUCACUCAUAGACCGUAGAAGAAGAAGAAGCAGAGGAAGAUAAAGAUCACCUUGUCCCAGCAAACGGGCAGCAAUCGCUGAUCAAUAUGACGCAAAAAUUCAACACGAGAAAAAGUAAACAAAAAAAACAUGAAAAGCAUCUUGGAAAUAGUGAAGCAAAAAAGCAAAUUCAGGUUUGAAAUGAAUGAAAUGAAAUAUUUCGGAAAACACUGUUUAUACCUCAUGGUUUGAAGAUAGAAUAUAAUAGCCAAGCAAAUCGUACACUAUCUAAGCGACACAUAAACAGAGAGAUGAUAAAGCAAAGGGAGGAAUACAAAGAUACAAAAACAAUAUAUGUGUACGCAAGAAGCACACUGCAAAGGGCAAGACACACAAACACGACACAACAGAAUGGUGCAUCAGUAACCAAUCAAAGCGUGUAAACGAUGGCCAACUAUCUACCUACACCCGCGUGUGUACUAACCAAUGGCAGAAAGGCAAACACUAAUUCCUCCAAAAUAUAUAGUAAUAAUAAGCAUACUUCACAUUUAAACACAAAAGGGAAACAAAAAACACAUCCGCAACAUACAACUUGGAAUUUGAUGUUUGAAAAGCUGCCCACACAA
Messenger RNA from Anopheles arabiensis, 13689 nucleotides. RefSeq names its product insulin-like growth factor 2 mRNA-binding protein 1 (gene Imp). The transcript has 6 exons. Gene Ontology annotation, biological process: nervous system development; regulation of gene expression. Lineage: Eukaryota; Metazoa; Arthropoda; Insecta; Diptera; Culicidae. The record is from RefSeq and is a predicted model, not a curated record. Gene Ontology annotation, cellular component: nucleus; cytosol; cytoplasm. Gene Ontology annotation, molecular function: mRNA 3'-UTR binding. Bases 1713 to 3485 code for a protein of 590 amino acids.